CCCUGUGGGGGAGGGGAGCGAGGGCGCCCCGAAGGGAGUGGACAGCCCCCUUGUCAGUCUUCCCGAGUCCGGGAGUGUAAGAUGAGAAGGGGGAAGGUGGGCCUCAUGCUGGGGCAAGGCGAGGAGGAACUUCCUGCCCGCGCGCACGCGCGCGCGCUCCUCGGCAUUGAGCGCGCGGCCUGGGAGGCGGUAGGUGCGGCAAGGUCAGCUUGGCCGGGGGUGGCAGCCUGCCUAGGAGAGGGGGACCCUCCUGGGGAGCUGGGCUGCGGCCUCCAAGCGCCUCGGCCAUAUUGAAUAGCCGCGGCUGAGCCGUCUUUGUCUGCGAAGUCCUCUCCCAAGUUCCAGGCACGUCCCUAGAACAGGAAGAGCCACCGGGCAGCCCGUGCUGCACCGCAGUUGGAGCCAGGACGCCCCGUUUGCAGCUUGCGAUGGGCUUGGAGCCUUAAGACUGACCUCAGCUCGGCUCACGGAAGCAUCCUGGAAAUUGAGUCCCACCAGUUCUUGAGGGGAGCGGGACUUGAUCAAGACCAGACUUGUUGCAGGCAGAGAAAUUGGGAGGUGAGACUCUCGGGGCAGCGCGGCCAAAACCCCAUCCUCACCUCCAAGACUCGGGGCGUUUGGGCUCAUUGCCCCCACCCUAGAUUUCACCCUGGAGAUCUUAAAGACCCUUGAGAAAAGCCAUGUGGGGGGCUGGUUCCCCUGGGGCUUCCUCCCGUCCCCCGACUGCCUGAUCCUUUGGAGCGUUCCCGACGUCUGCAAAGAUGUGGAUUUGGACGUCCUCGUGGAAGCCUUGAAGCCCGUGGGGACCUUUAAGAAGAUUGGCAAGGUGUUCCGCCGGGAGGAGGACUCCACGGUGGGGAUGCUGCAGAUCGGGGAGGACGUGGACUAUUUGCUUAUCCCCCGCGAGGUCAGGCUGGCGGGAGGCGUCUGGAGGGUCAUCUCUAAACCCGCCACCAAGGAGGCGGAAUUUCGGGAGCGGUUGAUCCAGUUCCUGGAGGAAGAAGGCCGCACCCUAGAGGAUGUGGCCCGCAUCAUUGAGAAGAGCACCCCGCAUCCACCCCAGCCCCCCAGAAAACCCAAAGAGCCCCUGGUGAGGAGGAGAGUCCAGCAGAUGGUGACCCCACCUCCCCGGCUGGUCGUGGGCACUUACGACAGCAGCAACGCCAGUGACAGCGACUUAAGCGACUUUGAGACCUCCCGAGACAAGGGCCACAAAGGCACAGGGCGUGGCAGGAAGGUGCGCAAAAUGCCCGUUAGUUACCUGGGCAGCAAAUUCCUUGGGAGCGACCUGGAGAGCGAGGAUGAUGAGGAACUGGUGGAGGCCUUCCUCCGGCGAGGGGAGAAGAAGCCCAGCGAGCCGCCAGCCCGCCGCCGGGUGAACCUGCCAGUGCCCAUGUUUGAGGACAACCCGGGGCCCCAUCUGUCCAAAGCAGACAGGUGGCGGGACUAUGUCAGCCAGGUGUCCUGGGGGAAGCUGAAGCGGAGGGUGAAGGGCUGGGCACCUCGGUCCAGCCCAGGGGAGGGCGAGGCCCGGCAGGCCCCUACCAGGGUGGAGCGGGAUGGCACGUCGGUGCCAGGCAGCGCCAGUCUGGGGGAUAAUGUGGGAGAUGCAGGAGGUGGGCGGGUACCUGAGACCCCCCCAAGACAGUGGAGGCCCAAGAUCAACUGGGCCUCCUUCCGGCUUCGCAGGAGGGAGGACGCAGCAGCCAGAGCCCGGGGGGCAGAGGCUGUAGGUAAUCAGAGGGUGGAAGAUGUAGAUAAUCAAAGGGCAGAGGCCAUAGCUGUCCAGGGGGCAGAGGCUCUGGGCAAUCAGAGGGCAGAGGUCCCAGCUGACCAGAGGGUAGAGGAUGCAAAUAAUCAGAGGGCAGAGGCCCCAGCUGUCCAGGGAGCAGAAGCUAUAUCUGAUGGGGCAGAGGCUGUAUCUGACGAAGGGGCAGAAGCUGCAUGUAAUCAGAGGGCAGAGACCCCAGCUGAAUCCUCAGCUUCCUGUAGGGCCCCAGGGGUGGCCCCAGGAGCCAGGACCCGGAAACAGGUCAAGACAGUGAGAUUCCAGACCCCUGGGCGUUUUUCAUGGUUUCGAAAGCGCCGGAGAGCCUUCUGGCACACUCCACGGUUGCCCACCCUGCCCAAGAGAGUCCCCAGGGCAGGCGAGGCCAGGAGCCUCAGGGUCCUGAGGGCUGAGGCCAGAGCAGAGGCAGAGCAUGGAGAGCAAGAAGACCAGCUGUGAGGUGAGGGCAGGGGGACCACAGAGGACCUCACCACCUGCCACAGUCUGGGCCACUCAGGGCGCGUCCUAACUCCCACACGUGGACAGAGAUGCUCUGUGUCCACACUUGAAAAUGGAGGUAGAGCGAGGGCCUGGUAGUCCCCCGCACAUCUCCACCUAACACCCCUCUUGAUUUUCUUGUUAAAAUUGUAUCUUUCACGCAUUGAUUUCUUUUUCUGCCGCACUAUGCGGCUUGCGGAAUCUUAGUUCCCUGACCAGGGAUUGAACCCAGGCUGGCAGUGAAAAUGCCAAAUCCUAAUCACUGGACUGCCAAGGAAUUCCCCAUGCGUUGUUUUUUGGGUUUUUUUGUUUUAAAUACAGACCCUUUAUAGUAACCCAAGGAAUGUAAAUAAAGAAACCCAUACAAAGGGGUUGCAUCACCCAUGAUUUUAACUUUCUCAGAUUCAACUCUAGGUGCUCAGCUUGAAAAAGGGAGAGAGGCAGGGGAGAAAUUCUUUCCUCUUCCUCUUUUUCUUCGCCCUUUCGCUUGCACAGUUACACUCACUGCCUCCUGGAACUUAAAAAGAGGACGCAGGUUGACAUGCAAAUAAAAGUGU
Hippopotamus amphibius kiboko is the source of this 2823-nucleotide messenger RNA. It is a transcript of the gene CCDC8, whose product is annotated as coiled-coil domain containing 8. Gene Ontology annotation, biological process: regulation of mitotic nuclear division; microtubule cytoskeleton organization. Bases 860 to 2227 code for a protein of 455 amino acids. Gene Ontology annotation, cellular component: 3M complex. The record is from RefSeq and is a predicted model, not a curated record. NCBI's taxonomy places the organism in Eukaryota, Metazoa, Chordata, Mammalia, Artiodactyla, Hippopotamidae. The transcript has a single exon.